UACCAUCAGGAUGCCCGAAGUAAACACAGAUCACCUGGAUGAGCAGCAGGUGCAGCUCUUGGCAGAGAUGUGCAUCCUUAUUGAUGAAAACGAUAAUAAGAUUGGAGCGGAUACCAAGAAGAACUGUCACCUGAAUGAAAACAUUGACAAAGGUUUAUUGCACCGAGCUUUCAGUGUUUUCUUAUUUAAUACAGAAAAUAAACUGUUGCUGCAGCAAAGGUCAAAUGCAAAAAUUACAUUUCCAGAUUGUUUUACCAACACUUGUUGCAGUCAUCCUCUAAGCCAUCCACUGGAACUGGAAGAAAAUAAUGCCAUUGGUGUUCGGAGAGCAGCACAGAGACGACUGAAAGCAGAAUUAGGAAUUCCCAUGGAGCAGGUAACACCAGAAGAAAUCUCCUAUCUGACGAGAAUUCACUACAAGGCCAAGUCUGAUGGGAUCUGGGGUGAACAUGAGAUAGACUACAUCCUAUUUGUACGGAAGGAUGUAACGCUGAAUCCCGACCCUAAUGAGAUCCAAAGCUACUGCUACGUGACACAGAAAGAACUGAAACAGCUCUUGGACAAAGCCUCCAAGAAUGAGGUUAAGAUUACUCCAUGGUUUAAACUAAUUGCAGAGACCUUUCUUUUUAAGUGGUGGGAUAACUUACCUAACUUGAACAAAUUUGUUGAUCAUGAAAAAAUACACAGAAUGUAAAUGGCUGGGGGGGAAAAAGAUGCUGAAGGCUAGCGGUGAUGUGCUGUCUCAUUAACGCUAUGGUAACUCGUGACUAUGGAGUGCAGAAAAGUGAUCCACCUGGAGCAUGUUUAACAGAUAACUUUAUACAGA
Molecule: messenger RNA, 826 nt
Organism: Charadrius vociferus (killdeer)
Lineage: Eukaryota; Metazoa; Chordata; Aves; Charadriiformes; Charadriidae
Product: isopentenyl-diphosphate Delta-isomerase 1
Exons: 4
Coding region: 11-694 (227 amino acids)
Biological process (GO): isopentenyl diphosphate biosynthetic process; isoprenoid biosynthetic process
Cellular component (GO): cytoplasm
Molecular function (GO): isopentenyl-diphosphate delta-isomerase activity
Source: RefSeq, a predicted model, not a curated record